CGGGGCUCGACGCGCUGCAAGGAGAUCGCCUUCGCCCACGUCAAAGCCGUCGAGUGCGUGGAGUGGAAGCAGCGGCACAUCUACUUCACGGUGGUGACGGACGGCGGCGCCGAGAUCGACUUCCGCUGCCCGCAGGAGGAGCCCAGCUGGAACGCCGACAUCACCCUGGCCCUGGUGCGCUUCAAGAACCAGCAGGCGGUGCAGAUCGUGCGCGCCAGGCAGAGCUGCCGGGCCGCGUUUCAACAUGAGGGAGCCCCAAACAACCAAACACUCCUGAAUGGGUCAAAGGAGUCAGACCGUCAACUCAACACAGAGAAAGCAAAAGAGCUGAGGGUGAAUUUACCUGACAACCCACAGAAGGCAAUUUCCAGCUGCAACUGAAUGUGGACUUGUUGAUUCUCUUCUUUGGUAUCGGUGCUGGAAAAUGAAGUGAUUCCAGAAGCAACCUGCAAAACCUGGAUCACAAGUUAUCAGUAGACUGGGAUUCUGUUUACCUGCUGUGCCUUUGUUGUGAUACUCACCAGCUUUGAUCUCUUGAGAAAGCCUCCUUCCAAACUGCUGUGGGACAGGUGGAUUAACUUCCUGUCCUCAGUCCCUUUAUUCAUGGUGGACUUAAGGGGGAAAGAUUGAAGACACAGAUGAGAAAGAGAAUCAUUCCUUCACUUGAUAUACCAGGAGCCUGAUGCUGGAUGGACAGCACUGGAAUCAACUAAAUCAUGAGAGGACAGCAAAUAACUGUGGACCUGCUGCUUUGAUCUGAAAAGUCAUAUGUGAUACCAGCAGCAUUUGACCCAGACUGUAUGCCAAGUUAAGCACCUUAAAAGUGUUGCCUCUGUAGUAUUGUUCCUUGAGGCCUUCUGCAUAGAAUAGGGAGAAGGCUGGCUGAGCCAGGGUCCUGCCUAGACAACCCCUGGAUGCUGUUCACUGGAUUACACCAAAGUCCUAGGUUGUGCAACAAUGCACUGUCUAUGCUAGUGGUAUAACUGGUGGGAAUGAAGUCAGCAAUAAAAUAGGAGCGCUCACAACUGUGAGUAUCCCUGUUUGGAAUGCCUGCAAGGAGGAGUAAAGUGAGCAGGCUUUCCUAUGAAUGCUGCUACCACCUUUAUCUUCCUGUGCUCCAAGGCUCGCCCAUUGUCUUACUGAGGGGCAUGGGAAGGGGGCGGGCACAAGAAUCUGGACCUUCUCAGUGCCUUUGUGAAGUGUCUUUAUCUGUCAAGACUGGACAUAGGAUUACAACCUUAAAAUCAUCAGAAAAAGAGGAGGCGAUUCAGAACAUUUCACCAAGCCUUGUGAAGAUGGGAUAAUGGGGAUGCUCAUUCACUCCAAAUUACAAGUCAUUAGAGCCUUGAAAAGGAAUGAGCAUGGAGUCUAAGAUACAUGGGGCUGUAUGUGCCAUAUAUCAUCAUCCUCUUCAACAUCCCCAUCCUGCUUGUUCAAUACUUUCCUGUAUUGAAUGGGAAGCUAUGAAGGGGCUUCUCUGCAUCCUUCAGAGCUUGAACGAGAGUAGAAGUUGCUGUGGGAUGAACCUUAUGUUGCCAGUUCUGGGGGAGGAGGUUUGGGGACCACAUGCCUCACGAGCCUGAGGGCUUAUGUAUGACGGAGCUGGAAGGGACCUCAAAAAGCCACCUAGUGCUAAUACAUGAAAUUCUCUUGAAGAAUACUUUUGCUAAUACCAUUUCAAGAAAAUAAACCAUGGACACAUCUGUCUUUCCAUAAAACAAAUGCCUUUAUCAUUCUUUCCUAGUUAGGUUCACUACACUGUAACUUACUGGUUUGUGGCUGACUUUGGUUACUAACACGAGGACAUUGCUGUUAAACACACGAGUUUAGAUACACAAGAUACUGAAACAACUCUUUACCAAGACUUGGCAAAGGAUAAGCUAGCAAGAAUAAGGAUGUGUUAUAAAUUGCACGUAUCAGAAUCACCCACAUUCUGAUUUUUGAGGCAGGAAAGAACCAUUGCAUGGCAAGAAUCCAUCCCAUGCAAUUAAUCCAUGAAUCUGGGUGAGACGAGUAGUAGGGAACAUUCUCUCUACUCUUUAGUACAACGCUGCAGUGUGGAGUGAUGCAGUCCCAUCAGUCAGAUCAGGACUCAUCCUCCAGAUGUUGUUGAGCUCUAGCGCCCAUCAACCUUUUUCAGCCUACCCAGUUGUUAGGAAAGAUGGGAGUAGUCGUUCAGCAUUUGAAGGCUAAAAAUUUCCUACCCGUCCUUUAGAGAGUUGGUCUUCCUUUGAAAGGCUGAGACUCACUAAUGGGUCUAGCCAUGACUUAUGAUGGGUUGGUUGUAGUAGUGUUGCCAAUAGUAUUUGAAAACUAAUUCUGACACCCAGAGAAACUCAAUGCAAAGGAGGAGAGUGCUCAUGAAUUAAUAAUGGUUAAACCCUGUUUCCUGAGCGGAACCUGCUAACACUCCCUGUUUCGUAAAACUGCUAAGGUCCUUUUCAUCUCAUCACAUUGGCUCUCCAAACUAGGGGAAAAUGAGUCCCAUUUUAAUCCCAUGAUAAGUUAAAGAGUAAAUCACAGGUCUAAAAACUUGAAGAUACGUAUGGAAGAUAGGUCGGGUUUACUUUAUGAGGUUGUUCAGCCUCAUGAAACGGAACGUGUUAACAAGAACGGACUGAAAUGAAAAAACACACUGGACUCUUGAAAUAAGGAGGAUAUUUAUUAUGAAGAUACUGCAGUCACAACAUCCUAAAUCAUUUUUCAGGAUUUAAAAAAAAAGGACUGUAGUAGAAGACUAUGAAAG
Pogona vitticeps (central bearded dragon) is the source of this 2746-nucleotide messenger RNA. RefSeq names its product pleckstrin homology like domain family A member 3 (gene PHLDA3). Gene Ontology annotation, biological process: intrinsic apoptotic signaling pathway in response to DNA damage by p53 class mediator; positive regulation of apoptotic process; negative regulation of phosphatidylinositol 3-kinase/protein kinase B signal transduction. The record is from RefSeq and is a predicted model, not a curated record. Gene Ontology annotation, cellular component: plasma membrane. NCBI's taxonomy places the organism in Eukaryota, Metazoa, Chordata, Lepidosauria, Squamata, Agamidae. Gene Ontology annotation, molecular function: phosphatidylinositol phosphate binding.